AUGAGUAAACUAUAUGUUUUAUAUGAGCACAGCGCGGGCUUUGCGCUGUUCCGUGUCACAGAGUUCGAAGAGUUGGCAGCAUUCCUCCCUCAAGUGGAAGAAUCUGUAACAGACCUGCAAAGGUUUAAUUCAGUGGUCACUUUAAUCGCAUUCCAACCAUUUAAAUCUGCAGUCGUUGCAUUAGAAAAUAUUAAUGCUAUUUCUGAAGGUAUUGUGCCAGAGGACCUUAACUUGUUUCUUGAAGGUGCUUUGCCAAAGCGCAAGAAAAGGUCAAAAUGUACUCUAGGUGUAGCAGACCCGAAACUUGGUGCUGCCAUCAGCGAAGCUCUCGAGAUACCAUGCUCACAUACUGGGGCAGUACCAGAGAUUAUCAGAGGCAUACGGCACCAUUUCCAUGCACUCAUCAAAGGCCUCACACUCAAAGCAUGUAGCAUAGCUCAGCUUGGUCUUGGCCAUUCCUACUCUAGGGCCAGAGUUAAGUUUAAUGUGCAUAGAGUGGACAACAUGAUUAUACAGUCAAUAGCACUGCUGGAUCAACUUGAUAAGGAUAUUAACACCUUCUCUAUGAGAAUCAGAGAGUGGUACUCCUACCAUUUCCCAGAGCUGGUGAGCAUAGUACCUGAGAACCAUCUUUACACGAAAUGUGCAGAGUACAUCAAGGACAGAAAGUCAUUGUCAGAGGAGUCUCUAGAACCUCUCACGGAGAUUUUGGGUGAUUCAGAAAAGGCUCAGGCUAUCAUUGAUGCUUCAAAGAUGUCUAUGGGAAUGGACAUUUCACCAGUGGAUUUGAUUAAUAUACAGAUGUUUGCUGGAAGAGUUGUGGCACUGAGUAACUACAGGAAGCAGAUAGCAGAGUAUCUACAUACGAAGAUGAAUUCGGUAGCUCCGAACCUCACCACACUGAUUGGUGACCAAGUUGGAGCAAGACUCAUCUCUAAGGCUGGAUCUCUCACAAGCCUCGCCAAGUAUCCUGCUUCUACAUUGCAGAUUUUAGGGGCCGAGAAAGCUCUAUUCCGUGCUUUGAAAACUCGUUCCAACACACCCAAGUACGGUCUGCUGUAUCAUUCUACUUUUAUCGGUCGCGCCGGUCUUAAGAACAAAGGUCGGAUCAGCAGAUACUUGGCCAACAAGUGCUCCAUCGCUUCAAGAAUUGAUUGCUUCUCUGAAACACAAACAACAAUAUUCGGCGAGAAACUUCGUCAGCAAGUGGAGGAUCGUUUGAAGUUCUAUGAGACGGGUGACAUCCCAAUGAAAAACAUCGACGUCAUGAAACAGGCAAUGGAAGAGGCCCUACAAGAACAGGAACAAGAAGCAGUGGCCAGUGCUAAGAAGAAGAAGAAAAAGAAGAAGAAGGAAAAGAAAGAGGAAGAAGCAAUGGAUGAGGAUUGA
Messenger RNA from Parnassius apollo (apollo), 1389 nucleotides. The record is from the annotation of a GenBank genome assembly. NCBI's taxonomy places the organism in Eukaryota, Metazoa, Arthropoda, Insecta, Lepidoptera, Papilionidae.